AUGUUAAAGAAGAUUAUUGAAGUAGAUUCUUCCUCUAAAGCGAGAAAUCAAGCCAAUCUAAAUGAUAUCUCAAAAAAUUACAGGAGUACUACUCAGCCAAAAACUCUGGACCUUUCAUUAAAACUUCCGAAGCCUUCAUUUCCUGGCCCAAAGAUGAACUAUCAUCCAUGAGAAUUUCAAACGUAUACUUCUCUAUCAAAGAUGGGUAGCAAGCCUAUAGACUUCGGCCUGAUUUCUUCCAUGCUCGAUGACCAUCAAAAGAAGAAAGGUCGUAAGCAUAAAAGAAGCAUAUCUGGGUUACACUCAGAGAUCUCCAAGAAAGGCUCCAAGAAUAAGAAGAAGCUUGCUAAAAAGGAUUCUAUUGAAGAACCUCAGUUGACAGAGAAACAGAAAUAAGUUCAAAUUUUAUUACAAGCCUUACAAAUGUGAAGAGGAGGAACAAGACACUCAUAUGCGGUUUGGAGACCCUAUCAGUAACAAAUCCAUUCCCAAAAGACAGCCUAAGCCUGAACAGGAUUCCCUAGCUGAUGAGUUCAACUGGGACCCUAUAUCGACUUUGAUUCUUCGCACAAGGUACAAGAAAUUCUCUAAAAUUCUGACUAGAAUUAACCAGAAUUACCUUGAGAAUAGCAGGAAGCUUAUCAAGAUGUACCCGAAAGAGAAAAAUAGAAUUAUUGUGAACAAAGAGAGGAUUGUUGACGGCGAUAAAAACCUCUCACAAGUCUAUAUGAACACCAAGGAAACUAUAGAAACAUGCAUUAAGAAAAUGAUCUUUGGACGGAUUCUUAAGAGUCAAAACAAGAUUGAAAAUUCCUAUAAGAAAAAUAGUCCCCAAGGGCUUGAAAUUACUGAGAGAGCAAUAAGUAUGGUCAAAAAGCAUAAUGAGAAUAACACUUCCUUCAAUGAAAUCAAAAUUUCAAGGUUUCCAACCCAAAGAAGAGAGAGGAAGAAACCUAAGAUGCUUAUACAUAAAAGACUGAAAACGAGAACUAGGUCAAAAUUUAAAAGUUCGAAAAACAAACUGAAAAAAAUUCUAGAAAAAUCAGAUUUUAAAACUGAUGAUUCUCUUAACUCUGUGUCUUCAAAUUCAGCAGAUUCUGAGCAAAUUAUGACUGCUUUUGAGAAUUACUGGAGGAGUCAAAGACAUAAAUUUGUUCCUAGGACUACUAUUCGAGCACUAAGAGCUCGAGAAAGAUCGAUACCGUUGGCAGAGAAGCACUUUGAAACACCUAUUGACUCAAGAAAGAGUAGAUCUACCGAUUUCUCUUUUAAAACAAAAAAUCCUCAUAUAAAGAAAGCAAACUUAAAAUCAAGGGUCUCACAAACCCGUAGAUCUCCUGAAAAUCCAUAUAAAUAAACUCAAAACUCCUUACAUAGCUCAAAGUGUGUUAGAAAUGCCCUCAAUUAACCUCAACCACAUCUCUCAAAAACCUAUAACCACAGAAAAGACACAAAAACCCACGAUGAAAAGCCCAAAAAAGUCAAAAAAUCCCUCAAAUCCCCCUAAAAACACUCAAAAGCUAUCCAAUAUAUACUCCUUCAACAUCUGACCUAUCUCCUCCUCUAACAACACUCAAAACAAGAGAGCCAAGUCAAAGUUAUUCCAUAUCCCCAUCAGUCAUUAGAGAAAGGUGCCCACAUGCAGCCAAACCUGAAGGAUUAUAACAAUUCCAAGUACGUUAUAAGUGCCCAUAUGAAUGGAAUAGAUCACCAUUAAGUCUCAAUUAUGUGA
This is a messenger RNA of Moneuplotes crassus, 1732 nucleotides long. Lineage: Eukaryota; Ciliophora; Spirotrichea; Euplotida; Euplotidae. The record is from the annotation of a GenBank genome assembly.